Molecule: messenger RNA, 129 nt
Organism: Penicillium digitatum Pd1
Lineage: Eukaryota; Fungi; Ascomycota; Eurotiomycetes; Eurotiales; Aspergillaceae
Source: RefSeq, a predicted model, not a curated record
AUGUCUACCAAGAUCAAUGCUAUGGACACUAAUUUCACAGUAUUUAUACGCUUACCAUUUCCCAGAGGGGACUUUGUCGAUCCGCCGCCUGCAAGUCUUCCCAAGAGAAACCCCUUGAACAUCCACUAA